Molecule: messenger RNA, 738 nt
Organism: Saccostrea echinata
Lineage: Eukaryota; Metazoa; Mollusca; Bivalvia; Ostreida; Ostreidae
Product: zinc finger MYM-type protein 2-like
Exons: 1
Coding region: 1-738 (245 amino acids)
Source: RefSeq, a predicted model, not a curated record
AUGGAAUUGGACUACGCGGUUGAUUUUGAUCUACUCGCAAAAAAGGAGGGAGGAUCUAAGAUGUCGGUGGGUCGUUAUGAUCAUUUUGUAAAUGACAUUGAUUUAAAAGAGUUGCUUAAUUCAACAGAGAGCAAGAACACCCGCAAGAACACAAAUUGGUCGGUAACUACUUUUCACGACUGGCGCUCCGCUCGGAUGUUGACAACAGGCGACCAGAUUCCGGAUAUUCUGUCGUCCUCUGCAGAGGAACUUAUUCUUGGUUGUCAAGAUUUGUUGUUGAAACGCAAGGCGUACCCUCCUAAAACACUUUACAUGCUGUGUACUGGACUUUUAAGACAUUUGCGAGAAAAUGGUUUGCAUUUGAAAUUUCUAGAUGAAAAGAACUCCCAAUUUUACGAAUUCCGGAAGAGUCUUGGUGCGCGAAUGGCAGAACUUACCGUACAAGGAGUGGGGACGUCUACUAAGCAGGCCGAGCCGAUUUCUGAAGAGGCAGAAAAUGUUCUUUGGGAAAAGGGUCUCCUCGGCAACAGUACAGGAGAAUCUAUGCUAAAUACUGUCUUUUUCUACAAUUGCAAACUUUUUGGUCUGAGAGCUGUUGACGAACACAAAACAUUAUCUGUAGACCAGUUUGAGUUGGGUCAAGACCAAAAGGGCAAGUGUAUAAAUUUCACAGGAAGGGAAAAUAAGACAUACAAAGGUAAAAUGAUUUACAAAUUUAAGCACAACACAAAUUGUUAA